Messenger RNA from Ciona intestinalis (vase tunicate), 1426 nucleotides. The record is from RefSeq and is a predicted model, not a curated record. NCBI's taxonomy places the organism in Eukaryota, Metazoa, Chordata, Ascidiacea, Phlebobranchia, Cionidae.
CUGUGUUCAAAACAGCAACGCUUUUUAACUGGUACUCUUCUCUCUUAUUCAUAGAAUAAUUGAAACUUUCGUUUUGCUGUCGGUUCCCUUUUCUUUUUAGGCUUUUUUUUUCGAAUAAUUUCAUAAAAAAUGCUAUAUUAUUAUGCUAUACCAUAUUACUUUGUACGUAACAAUUAAAAGUUAUGUAUCCACUUUACAGGCUUAGGGUUAUUUAAAUUAUGAAUAUACCCUAUGGGGGUCAAGUACAAUAUAUUUGCUUUAUAUGGAUUUGGUUUGUGGAAUUAACCAAACAAGUACAAUGUGAUGUCAUAUGUGAUACAGGAUAUGGACCAAUACGUUAUUGUUAUGGUUUAACGGCGUAUUGUUGCGGUCCGCAUAGCGAUCAGUGUUGUUGGCAAAAAAUCUACAAGUUAUGGUGGUUCUGGGUUGUGGCAUUCGUUGUGUUGUCUGGUUUGUUUGCUUGUUGCGGAUAUUAUUGCACAAACAACAGGAACCCGGGUUAUGAUUCCGACGAAUCGGGUUUCAAUUUGUUCCGUCGGUUCAGACGUUCGUCCUACGUUCCGUACAACAGACACGAUGAGCACGAUGAAUGGAAGCCGUACCAACAGAGAGUAUCUUUACCUCCCUACACUCCCUCACCAAACAUGGAGACAGCUAGCUCUUCCGUUGACCCGAACCCACCACAAAAUCUUCCGUAUUUGGAGCCCCCACCCCCAUACAGUGUGAGCGUCACCAGACCUCAACCCGCAGCUCGUGAAACCGACACCUUACUACCCUCCGCCCCUGCUGAAGCUGCUGCGUCAUCACGUAUCGUUGCGUCACAAUGACGUCACGGCGAAAGCUGCGUCACGAUGAUGUCAUCGCGUAACGUUACUUUACGAUGACGUCAUCACGCAACGUUACUUUACGAUGACGUCAUCAUGUUACAUUAAUUUACGAUUACGUCACGAUGACGUAGCACGUUUUCGUUUACGACCGUAUUUAGAAAUUUAGAUUCUCUUUGCAAAAGUGAACGGGGGUUUCCCUCUUACGAGAAUCGGAUGACCCACAGCAAAGGGUGGGAUAUAUAAUAGAACGUAUUUUCUGCAAGAAAAAAUAUAUGUUUGCUAUAUAUGGUGGUGCGUGUAGAAUAAGCUUCCAUGCAAGCUAUUUCAAAGGUAAAUUUAAGGCGAAUUUUAUGCGUUAAUCAUUGAAAUUCACAAAUCUUUGGCCAUAGGGGUUGGAGGUUCCAGGGUUUUGGGUUAAAAUUUCUAAGUUCCUCAACAGCGAAAACGUUCUAUGAUAUAUUACCUACCAUGGCAAAUAUUCUUCAAAUAUAUUGUUUCUAUGUUUUUGUUUCUGAUGUGCAAUAACACAUGAUUGUAUGAGAUUAUGUUUGAGCGGCCGACCCGUGAAACUGCAUUCGUAUUAAAAGGAAUUCUUCUUA